This is a messenger RNA of Galeopterus variegatus (Sunda flying lemur), 2694 nucleotides long. It is a transcript of the gene GRIN2D, whose product is annotated as glutamate receptor, ionotropic, N-methyl D-aspartate 2D. Gene Ontology annotation, cellular component: NMDA selective glutamate receptor complex; plasma membrane; postsynaptic density membrane. Gene Ontology annotation, molecular function: NMDA glutamate receptor activity; transmitter-gated monoatomic ion channel activity involved in regulation of postsynaptic membrane potential. Lineage: Eukaryota; Metazoa; Chordata; Mammalia; Dermoptera; Cynocephalidae. The transcript has 14 exons. Bases 1 to 2694 code for a protein of 897 amino acids. Gene Ontology annotation, biological process: monoatomic ion transport; long-term synaptic potentiation; synaptic transmission, glutamatergic. The record is from RefSeq and is a predicted model, not a curated record.
AUGCGCGGCGCCAGUGGCCCUCGCGGCCCUCGGGGCCCCGCUAAGAUGCUGUUGCUGCUGGCGCUGGCCUGCGCCAGCCCGUUCCCGGAGGAGGCGCCGGGACCGGGUGGGGCCGGAGGGUUACGGGUGCGCCUGGGCCCGUCCGUGGCGGCGGCCGUGCGCAGCCCGGGCCUGGACGUGCGGCCCGUGGCGCUGGUGCUCAACGGUUCGGACCCACGAAGCCUCGUGCUGCAGCUGUGCGACCUGCUGUCGGGGCUGCGCGUGCACGGCGUCGUCUUCGAGGACGACUCGCGCGCGCCCGCCGUCGCACCCAUCCUCGACUUCCUGUCGGCGCAGACCUCGCUGCCCAUCGUGGCCGUGCACGGCGGCGCUGCGCUCGUGCUCACGCCCAAGGAGAAGGGCUCCACCUUCCUGCAACUAGGCUCCUCCACAGAGCAGCAGCUUCAGGUCAUCUUUGAGGUGCUGGAGGAGUACGACUGGACGUCCUUUGUAGCAGUGACCACGCGUGCCCCCGGCCACCGGGCCUUCCUGUCUUACAUCGAGGUGCUGACUGACGGCAGCCUGGUGGGCUGGGAGCACCGAGGGGCGCUGACACUGGACCCUGGGGCAGGUGAGGCCGUGCUAGGUGCCCAGCUCCGCAGUGUCAGUGCCCAGAUCCGCCUGCUCUUCUGUGCCCGUGAGGAGGCUGAGCCUGUGUUCCGGGCAGCCGAGGAGGCUGGCCUCACUGGGCCUGGCUACGUCUGGUUCAUGGUGGGGCCCCAGCUGGCUGGAGGUGGGGGCUCAGGGGCCCCUGGGGAGCCCCUUCUUCUGCCAGGAGGUGCUCCACUGCCUGCAGGACUGUUUGCAGUGCGCUCGGCUGGUUGGAGGGAUGACCUGGCCCAGCGUGUGGCAGCUGGUGUUGCCGUAGUGGCCAGAGGUGCCCAAGCUCUGCUGCGUGACUAUGGCUUCCUGCCUGAGCUUGGCCAUGACUGUCGUGCCCAGAACCGCACCCACCGUGGAGAGAGUCUGCAUAGGUAUUUCAUGAACAUUACCUGGGAUAACCGAGAUUACUCCUUCAAUGAGGAUGGCUUCCUGGUGAACCCCUCCCUGGUGGUUAUCUCCCUCACCAGAGACAGGACUUGGGAGGUGGUGGGCAGCUGGGAGCAGCAGACUCUCCGCCUCAAGUACCCGCUAUGGUCCCGCUACGGUCGCUUCUUGCAGCCAGUGGAUGACACGCAGCACCUCACAGUGGCCACGCUCGAGGAGAGGCCGUUUGUCAUUGUGGAGCCUGCUGACCCCAUCAGUGGCACUUGCAUCCGAGACUCAGUCCCCUGCCGGAGCCAGCUCAACCGAACCCACAGCCCUCCACCUGACGCCCCCCGCCCGGAAAAGCGGUGCUGCAAGGGUUUUUGCAUCGAUAUUCUGAAGCGGCUGGCGCAGACCAUAGGCUUCAGCUACGACCUCUACCUGGUCACCAACGGCAAGCACGGGAAGAAGAUCGACGGCGUCUGGAACGGCAUGAUCGGGGAGGUGUUCUACCAGCGGGCGGACAUGGCUAUCGGCUCCCUCACCAUCAACGAGGAGCGGUCGGAGAUCGUGGACUUCUCAGUCCCCUUCGUAGAGACGGGCAUCAGCGUCAUGGUGGCACGCAGCAAUGGCACCGUGUCCCCCUCGGCCUUCCUCGAACCCUACAGCCCUGCCGUGUGGGUGAUGAUGUUCGUCAUGUGCCUCACUGUGGUAGCUGUCACCGUUUUCAUCUUCGAGUACCUCAGUCCUGUCGGCUACAACCGCAGCCUGGCCACAGGCAAGCGCCCUGGAGGCUCAACCUUCACCAUUGGGAAAUCCAUCUGGCUGCUCUGGGCCCUGGUGUUCAAUAACUCAGUGCCUGUGGAGAACCCCCGGGGGACCACCAGCAAAAUUAUGGUGCUGGUGUGGGCCUUCUUCGCCGUCAUCUUCCUUGCCAGCUACACAGCCAACCUGGCUGCCUUCAUGAUCCAGGAGGAGUAUGUGGACACCGUGUCUGGGCUCAGUGACCGCAAGUUCCAGCGGCCCCAGGAGCAGUACCCGCCCCUGAAGUUUGGGACGGUGCCCAAUGGGUCCACAGAGAAGAACAUCCGCAGCAACUACCCCGACAUGCACAGCUACAUGGUGCGCUACAACCAGCCCCGCGUAGAGGAAGCGCUCACUCAGCUCAAGGCAGGGAAGCUGGAUGCUUUUAUCUAUGAUGCAGCCGUGCUCAACUACAUGGCCCGCAAGGAUGAGGGCUGCAAGCUUGUCACCAUCGGCUCCGGCAAAGUCUUCGCCACGACAGGCUAUGGCAUUGCUUUGCACAAGGGCUCCCGCUGGAAGCGGCCCAUCGACCUGGCGCUGCUGCAGUUCCUGGGGGACGAUGAAAUUGAGAUGCUGGAGCGGCUGUGGCUCUCCGGGAUCUGCCACAAUGACAAAAUCGAGGUAAUGAGCAGCAAGCUGGACAUUGACAACAUGGCGGGCGUCUUCUACAUGCUCCUGGUGGCCAUGGGCCUCUCCCUGCUGGUCUUCGCUUGGGAGCACCUGGUGUACUGGCGCCUGAGGCAUUGCCUGGGUCCCACCCACCGCAUGGACUUCUUGCUGGCCUUCUCCAGGGGAAUGUACAGCUGCUGCGGCGCCGAGGCCGCCCCGCCGCCGGCCAAGCCCCCGCCGCCUCCCCAGCCUCUGCCCAGCCCGGCAAACCCCUGA